Oncorhynchus keta (chum salmon) is the source of this 2160-nucleotide messenger RNA. Its product is annotated as BLOC-1-related complex subunit 5-like. Gene Ontology annotation, cellular component: synaptic vesicle membrane; cytoplasmic side of lysosomal membrane; BORC complex. The transcript is spliced from 4 exons. Gene Ontology annotation, biological process: lysosome localization; organelle transport along microtubule; positive regulation of anterograde synaptic vesicle transport. Lineage: Eukaryota; Metazoa; Chordata; Actinopteri; Salmoniformes; Salmonidae. The coding region runs from base 874 to 1410 and encodes 178 amino acids. The record is from RefSeq and is a predicted model, not a curated record.
CCGUUUUACGUCCUAUCGGCCUGCGUUCUCUCAAAGACUAUGUUGACAAGAAAUUCGAGUGACCGCUCUAACAAUGGAAAUACAUGUUCUUCAAUAUAGAAAGCAGGCGGGAGGAAACAAGAUCAGGUGGGACCUUUCUAGACAAUAAAAGGGCAGAUAUGCGUGUGUACAACGGGCAUAGAGAUCAGUGGAGGCGCUGAGGGGAGGAUGGUUCAUUAUAAUGGCUGGAACGGAGUAAAUGGAAUGGCAUUGAACACAUGCGUUCCAUUCCAUUUGCUCCGUUCCAGCCAUUAUUUGAUACCAUUACACAAAUUCCUCUCCAGCUAUUACCACAAACCUGUCACCUGUCCUCCCUUAAGGUGCCACCAACCUCCUGUGAAAGAGAUGUAUAGGGGACAAAUCUUUGCCAUUAUCGCACCUGUGACAGCAUGGGCGGCGCCAUUGAAAGUAAUCCAUUUUCUUCUUCAUUGACUGCUUGUUCCCAACUUAUAGGAAUCCCCACCCAGUUGACGACUUUAAAAUGGUGGAAGCCCUCAAUGGCAAUGUUCAUGCUAAAAUGGGUUAUAUCCAUGAUGAGUCCUGAUGAUGGCACCGGAAGAGAUGGGUGCUGUUUUACUGGCUCCUAACCAAUUGUGCCAUUGUGUGUGUUUUUUAAAGUUAUUUGUAACUUACUUUGUAUGUAAUGUUUCUGCCACAGUCUCUUAUGACUGAAAGGAGCUUCUGGAUAUCAGGACAGCGAUUACUCACCUCAUACUGGACAAAGAUUUUUUAUAAAACGAGUCGGACGCAAGGCCCAAAUCCCCAUCAUUCACAUGAAGAAGAGAUGGAGAUAUCGGGGACAGAGUUCGGGUGCCUUGUAAGGAUCCGACGGCGAUGGUGCCCUCACCAGCAAAGCAGAAGGCUAAAAUGGAUGACAUUGUGGUGGUGGCCCAGGGGACACAGUCAUUGCGCAACAUCCACAAUGACCCUGAUGUCAUUAAGCUUUGGGAAAUCCCAACUUUUCAGCCAUUGUUGAAAGGUGUGCUGAGUGGCCAGACAUCCCCCAGCAGUGUGUGUCUGGAGCGGCUGGACUAUGCCCAGGUGCUGCAGCUGUGCAUCCGCUACCAGGACCACCUACACCAGUGUUCUGAGGCCGUGGCCUUCGACCAGAACACCCUGUUCAAGGGGAUCAAAGAGAUGGACAUAUCGGUGGAGACUUUGUUCAGCAUCAUGCAGGACCGUCAGAAGCGCUACGCCAAGUACGCUGAGCAGAUCCAGAAGGUGAACGAGAUGUCCAUGAUCUUGCGGUGUAUCCAGAUGGGCAUCAACCAGACCAUCCCUCUGAUGGAGAGGCUCAACAACCUGCUGCCGGAGAGCGAACGCCUGGAGCCCUUCAGCAUGAGGCCGGAGGGGGACGCUGCAGCCAAGUAAUAGUAGUAGCAGCAGCAGCAUUGCCGGGGUACGCUGAUACACUCACUGUCAUGGACCUCUAGUCUUAAUUCCCAUGCCCCUGUCAAUCACCACUCCAGAGAGACUUCUGAAAGCUCUUUAUUGAACCAUUUAGAGAAAGAGAGAGAGAGCGGGAGGGAGUGAGUACAAUAAAGAAUGCUGCCCCACCAGCUCCCCAAGCCAUCCUGAACCCUUCACGUCCACAACUCGCCAUCCCACCAGGCCUGGACAUUUAGCUCAGCCCCUCACCAUAAGCCAUAAACACUUCCCACCCCAUCCAGCAGAAGCAGUGGGGUACAGGGACAGCUGCACCCCACACUGGGGUUUACAUGUCAGUGAGUGUUAACCAUCUUCAGUCACUGAAUUGGAAGACUGCAAAACAGAAGUUUACAUGAUGAUGCACUGAUUUGGUGUUAUCACAUAGUCAGGUCCAAAUUUAUUGUCACCCUUGAUAAAUUGCUCGGAGAAAGAGAUUUUGUCAGUACUCUAGCACCCUCCCCUUGCGAGGAUAAUGGCACUGAGCCUUUUUGUCAAUUUUCUUUACGAGAUUGAAGAACACAUUGGGAGAGAUCUUAAACCUUUCCUCCAUAAAGAAUCGUUCCAGAUCCUUGAUAUGCUUCAUCUGCUCUUAUGGACUUCCCUCUUCAAUUCAGACAACAGAUUUUCAAUAGGGUUCAAGUCCGGGGACAGAGUUUUGUUUUCAAUAAAAAUAUAUAUAUAAAAAAUGGCGGA